This is a messenger RNA of Dioszegia hungarica, 1890 nucleotides long. RefSeq lists its product as uncharacterized. NCBI's taxonomy places the organism in Eukaryota, Fungi, Basidiomycota, Tremellomycetes, Tremellales, Bulleribasidiaceae. The record is from RefSeq and is a predicted model, not a curated record. The transcript has 17 exons. The coding region runs from base 1 to 1890 and encodes 629 amino acids.
AUGUCGUCCACUGUGCCCGCAGUGAUGUCGUGGUUGGUCAAAAAGUUUAAGGUCUUCUCCUGUUCAUGGUGUACAAUACUUCCUCAGGUCGCUACCUCUCCCUCGCUCCCGGUCUAUGUGGUUUCAGCAGAGAGCCGAAGCAGAGUUCCUCCCAUCCGCCACACUGCUACUCAGUCUUCCUUGACUACCUCUCAAGUCUUGAUGUCUAAGAUUUGGCUAGCUCAACGCGUCGGCCUCAUCGUCAUCAAUUCACUCGGCGACCAACCUCACCACGUCUAUCAGGUUUCAUAUCAGGCUACACAAACCAAACGCGGAAAGCGGCGGUGGAGGGAAGCGUGUAGAGGGACAAGCUCGCUGGAUGGUGAUCAAUUCAGGGCCAGGAAGAAGAUACUAGCUAGUACUGCAGACCCCUCUCGACAGGAUGAUUUUGGAAGCAAGUAUGACCUCCGCGCUCGGGCAGUAACCACGCGAACGCAAAGCGCUCCGACCCCAACGCCCAUCAACGACGAUAUCUGCUCACCAUCCCUUGGUCUCAGCUCGAUACGGCUUCCCGAAACCUUCAUCGCUCAACCAUACCCUUUACACUCGCUAUUCUGCGGUACCUGGUUCCGCCCGACCCAUCCAUCUUCUUCCCACUUCUUUGACCAUACACGGCAAGCUUUUGGCGUAAUAGGCGGCGGCGGCGGUGGACAGCCGAGUCGAUCAUGGACGAGAAAAGCAGGCGAGGUUGAGGGAAAGGAGGAGCGGACUUUUGGGACGCGGUGGGAAGCGCAGCUGCAGCUCAAUGAUACGACGCGGGACCACUCGACCGACGUUUGGAUUGAAAACUUGACUGGAAGGGACGGAACUGAGUUGGAACAAUCACCUCGAGCUGGACGGAAAUUGGUAUAUCUCGGUCUCCCUCAAGAUCGCUUCAUCCGACAAGCCCGUCGAAGUCAACAAGGUCAUGUCCCCUUGACAUCGGCGGAGGUACUGAUGUGGUACGGGUACAGAAGUCGAGUGCCGGAAUGCUACCUGUCCGCUCGCCGGCUGCGUACGAGUACCCCUCCGAGGCGUCAGUUCGCGAUGGACGUCAGCCAAAUCCGGGGUCAGGAGUACAAUGGUGAUCUUGAAAAACGGCUCAUCUCCUCCACCACGGGACGACGACAGAUAUUCCGAAAACCCGUCCUCGGCCGUCCACUUCGUCAUUCGCCUAGCACACAGCUGCCCGUCCGCCCGUACUAUCUCCUCGUUGCUCCUCACCACCUGCGCCCGCAAUGUGCAAUUGUCGACGACCUCAGCAACAAGCUCAACUACACUGCUUGCUCAUUCUUGGGUCCUGGCGUGGGACGGCCUACUCAGCAUCACCCGCCGAACGAGUUUGGCUGGUCUAGCCUCGGCAGAUCGUCGAAGGACAUCUCCAUAGCUACACCGCUGCGCGCCUCGAUACCGACGCACGAGCCCAAACUUCGGAACGGACAAAGCAUCAACAAGCAUAGGUCUCGUCCAGAUAGACAUGGUCAAGGUGACCUCAUUCUCUCAUGCCUUCAGUCUUUGCUACCUCGCCGAGCCUGUCAUCUGCGGCCAAUCACGGAUCAUCGAUCAUCCCUCAGCCCUCAGCCCAGACGAGGACUCAACUUGACUUCGCCGUCACGUCUCCUGGCUUCGUCUUGGUCUCAAGUCCGAGUACCCCGCUUCAAGACAAGGGAUUUGGUCUCGACUCAAUUCGGAGCCCAUUCGACGACUGUCCUGAUCUUACGCGCCUUAGUUGGACCCUUUCGCCAGCAUCGCGGACCCGGUUUGGGCAUCGCAGCAUCACACGUGCUCGGUCCGUCGACCCCAGAACGACCAGCCGCUGGACCCCAUCUACCCCACGGAGGACCUGUCGGUUUCGGACAAGGAGGCCUCUGA